Molecule: messenger RNA, 2556 nt
Organism: Psylliodes chrysocephalus
Lineage: Eukaryota; Metazoa; Arthropoda; Insecta; Coleoptera; Chrysomelidae
Source: the annotation of a GenBank genome assembly
CACCGAACAAAUAGUAUUUAAACGAGUAUUACAAGAAAAUAAAACCCGAUUAUACCGCUGGUACUAUCAUUGCCGAAGACAUUUUAGUUUCUUUCAGUUGUACCACCACAGUUGACGAUAUUUCUUGGGCUUACUGCUCACUUUCUUAGGGAGUGCACUGCAAGAUGUCGAAGUCGUUGGCAUGCAGGAGGUCGGCCUUGUAGCAACGACGGCCUUCCAAAGAUUAGAAAGUGCUAACUUUCUAAUCUCUGCUGCUGCAGAAGUGUGUGAUUUCGAGCGUAUUGUCGUUGAACAGUGAAAAUUUAGUAUUGUGUCUAUAAUAAGUGCCCUAUAUUUUUUAAUGGAAAACAAAAUAUUUCGAAUAUACGUAAAUUUGUGACACCCACUUUUUCAAGGUUCUAUAUUCGUAAAUCCUGUUGAGAUUGUGCCUGCAGAAUGGUAUCUCGACGAAGAAUUUUAUCAAGGUCGCGUGACAACCUCCAUAUGGACACUGUUUAUCAACCCCCUGAAGAAGAAGAGGAUGUUUGGUAUCAAAAGGACAAACUCUACAGAGACCACAUUCAAGAAGUUUUGAAUAAGUGGACUCAAAUCGACGACGAAAUAUGGGCUAAAGUCAUUGUUUUGGAAAGGAAUAGGAGAGUGGCAAAGGCUUAUGCAAGAGCUCCUGUUUUAACUGUGAAUGACUCUGAUGAUGGAUUUGACGGUUUUAGAAUAGGGUUGCUAGGAUUUGAAAACCCUAUGAGAGAUCCGAAAACAGAAGAAUUUAAGAGACAUAUAGGACACGGGGUUAAAAUAAAAAUGGACGAUGGAGGAAACAUUCUUAUAAAGAGGGUAUCCAAAUGCAACGUAUAUAUCAAAAAUACAGCCACAGACAAUGAAAAUGCGAUAGGAAACGAAGUUCUAAAACUUCCUAACUGUGCAUUAGAACCAGAAAAACCAGUAAAACUCUUCGAUAUGAAAAAAUUCCAGUCAAACGUUAACCGAGAGCUAAGAAGGGCUUAUCCAGAUCGUAGAAGAUUAGAGUGCCAAUGUUUAAGCGCGAUAGCUUUCGUAAAAGUCGAACCAGAACUACUAGAGUGUCCCAUUUGGGUUUUAAUUAUAAAUAUAGUAGCACUAGAUAUGUUAAAGUCUAAAUUACCACCAGUUCAAAGAGUUAUGGAUAUAAAGAACAGACCUAGAAUACCAAUUCCUGACGAAGAUCCGUAUAGCGUUGCCACUAAUGACAGCGGCCAUUUUAGUAACUAUCCAGUUGGUAGCGUAGCAGCUACUAGGGAGCAUCUACUAAUGCAAAGCCAAAGGAGGAGUGAGAAGCCUCCCAAAUUACCGCCCAGAGAGAAUAUGUACCCGCAUGAUAUCCCACAACCCGAUUACGAUGACUAUAUGUCUGGCAGACAGCUGAAGACGUUUACUGUAAGGGAUAAAGAACGGCAAAAUGAUGUUAAGAAAUUUGAAGAGGAUCCAUAUUACUGCGGAUUAAGAUCGAGACUACCCAAUGUCAACCAGCGAAGGAGUGAUAAGCCGCCAAAACUUCCUCCAAGAGAAAAUAUAAUGUAUUCUCAAGGUCCCCAGGAUAUCCCAUCUCCAGAUUAUGACGAUCACGUUUCUAAAAAUUGGUUAAAACCAUUUGGUUCUUCUAGAGGUAAAGGUAAAGAGAAAACUAAAGACGGCAAACAAUAUGAAGAUCCUUAUUAUUGCGGUUUAAGAGCUAGGGUUCCAAAUUUUGUGGCAAAAUUAAAGGGUAAAGAGUCUGGGCCUUUGAAAAGGUUUAGUGUUAGUCAAGGAUCACAACUUUUGAAAUGAACAAUUUGAAAUUAAAGUUUAAAAAAUUGUAUCAACAAAAUUGUAAAUAAGAAUUUUGAGAUAUUCUCUUUAGAAUUUUAACCGUUUUGUCAAAAAAAGUUAAUGCGAUUUAUGUUUCCUACAUAUCCCAAUCUAUAUAGGUAUUGGUAGGCAGUUCGUUUUUUUUUUUAAAUUCAGCUUCCCUGACGUAAUUUUAAGAUUAUUUUGAUAUGUCAAAUUGUUAUGGUAAGAAACGUGAGAAACUUAAAGUUGUCUAAAAAAUACGAUUUUAAGCUAUGACAUGACCAUCGAGUCACGGGACACCCUGUAUAUAGGUACAGAAUAUUCAACCUAAAAAAAAUAAGUUGUUGCAUGUUGCUACACUUUUUUGGAACUCCCUAUACAAGGUGACCCAUUAGUGCGUAAUUGUUCAAUAUUUCAAUUUAUGUUAUAGAAAGACAAACAAAUUUCAAAUAAAAUAUGGACUUAAAAAAAAUACAUUUAAAAAUAUAGUUGGAUAUAAGGGUAUUGCAUUUUUUCCUGGCAAAUAAAAAUUUAUAUUUUUAAAUUGAACACCCUGUAUUUUAUUUCAGUUUUGGGAUGGUUUGGUAAUACUGUAUGCAAUGUUAGAUUUUAUAGAUUUGUCAAACAAUAUUAUGAUAUUAGAGAAUGAUGCAGACUCCAAAAUAAAUUAUCAUAAUUUAGGUAGGUUUACAAUGAUUUAAAAAUUGGAUAAAAUACAGACUUAUAAGAUAGAAUUGGAAUAUUUUAUACAGA